Erythranthe guttata (spotted monkey flower) is the source of this 1785-nucleotide messenger RNA. It is a transcript of the gene FC1, whose product is annotated as serine/threonine-protein kinase AFC1. Gene Ontology annotation, molecular function: ATP binding; protein serine/threonine kinase activity. NCBI's taxonomy places the organism in Eukaryota, Viridiplantae, Streptophyta, Magnoliopsida, Lamiales, Phrymaceae. Gene Ontology annotation, cellular component: nucleus. Gene Ontology annotation, biological process: protein phosphorylation. The record is from RefSeq and is a predicted model, not a curated record.
AAACCACGGUUACUUUCUAACUCUUCUCCUUUCCUGGACCUUUUCCUUUCUCCCAGAUCUGUUCAAUCUUAUUCACUCUAAUUUACCACCCAAUUUUUUUUUUUUUUUUUUGGAAUCCGAUUCUGGAUUUACUCAAUUUCCCCCAAUUUGUGAUUUUUAUUUUCAAUUCCAAUCUUUGACUGAUUAUAAUAUAUUUAUUUUUCUCUGCCGAUUUGAAUAUUUAAUUUGUUUCUUCUAUAUGGAUGGAGACCCAAAGAGUGUUGGAUUUCCCGCAUAGAAGCAUGGAUAAAAGACCUCGAAAACGACCUCGUUUGACGUGGGAGAUACCUCCAGCUGUUCCUCCUCCCCCUCCCCCAAAGAUUCUUCCAACUAUAUACUGUGGUCAAGAAUUUGGGGCAGUCCCCAAUUUUGCGUAUUCUUCGAUAUAUUAUAAAGGGAUUCCCCGUAACGGCUCUCCUCCUUGGAGAUUGGACGAUAAAGAUGGGCAUUAUGUUUUUGCGAUUGGGGAGAACUUGACUCCUCGUUAUAGGAUUCUCAGUAAAAUGGGCGAAGGAACUUUUGGGCAAGUUCUAGAAUGUCUGGACAAUGAAAGGAAAGAAAUUGUUGCAAUUAAAGUAGUUCGUUCAAUACAGAAGUACCGCGAAGCCGCCAUGAUCGAAAUCGAUGUCCUACAGAAACUAGCAAGGCAUGAUAUCUGUGGCACACGUUGUGUGCAAAUACGGAAUUGGUUUGACUAUCGUAAUCAUAUUUGUAUCGUAUUUGAGAGGCUUGGUCCAAGCUUAUAUGAUUUUCUACGCAAAAACAGCUAUCGUUCAUUUCCCAUUGAUCUUGUCCGGGAGUUUGGCAGACAACUUUUGGAAUCUGUGGCAUUUAUGCAUGAUCUUCGCCUGAUCCACACCGAUUUGAAACCAGAAAAUAUUCUUCUCGUUUCCUCAGAAUACAUUAAAGUUCCAGAUUAUAAGUUUCUGUCGAGAUCCGUAAAAGAUGGUUCAUACUUCAAAAAUCUACCCAAGUCAAGUGCAAUAAAGCUUAUUGAUUUUGGUAGUACCACAUUUGAACACCAAGACCACACCUAUGUAGUGUCUACCCGCCAUUAUCGUGCUCCGGAGGUUAUUUUGGGUACCGGAUGGAAUUAUCCCUGCGAUUUGUGGAGUAUAGGUUGCAUACUUGUGGAAUUGUGCUCUGGAGAAGCACUUUUCCAGACUCAUGAGAACUUGGAACAUCUUGCAAUGAUGGAAAGGGUGUUAGGUCCACUGCCUCAAAAUAUCAUUAUGCGAGCCGACCGGCGUGCUGAGAAAUAUUUCAAAAGGGGAUCGAGAUUGGAUUGGCCAGAGGGUGCCACAUCAAGAGAAAGUAUGAGGGCAGUUUGGAAACUACCCCGACUUCAGAACCUUAUAAUGCAACAUGUGGACCACUCGGCUGGAGAUUUGAUCGAUCUUUUGCAAGGGCUUUUACGAUACGACCCGGCACAACGGCUUAAAGCAAGAGAAGCUCUAUCUCACCCCUUCUUCACAAGGGAUCUUAGAAGGUUCGGUUAUCCGUUGUGAAGGCAAAAUCUUACCGAAUAUUUAUGUAACCUGUGGUAAAAAAAAGUAAGAAUAAAUCCACAUGCAAAUGCACCGCGAAUGCGACUAAAAUAGAUAAGAGGGAAAGAGAAAAGAAAAGAAAACGAACGAACUGUUGUCAACUUCAAAUGUACUAAUACUGCCAGUCUUGUUCACUGUUGUAAAGUGUACCCCUCUAUCAGGUGUGUAUUAUUUUGUUUUAUUUUCUGUUUUCUUUGUU